Prinia subflava (tawny-flanked prinia) is the source of this 3675-nucleotide messenger RNA. It is a transcript of the gene TOR3A, whose product is annotated as torsin family 3 member A. Gene Ontology annotation, cellular component: endoplasmic reticulum lumen; nuclear envelope. The coding region runs from base 555 to 1787 and encodes 410 amino acids. Gene Ontology annotation, molecular function: ATP binding; ATP hydrolysis activity. The transcript has 6 exons. The record is from RefSeq and is a predicted model, not a curated record. NCBI's taxonomy places the organism in Eukaryota, Metazoa, Chordata, Aves, Passeriformes, Cisticolidae.
AUCCUUUCUAUUUCCAAAGCAUUUAGGCCUCGGUCUCAGUUGGGACGCCAGGACAGCGGGCGGCAAACACAGCCUGGCCAGCCGUGCUGAUUCACCCGCUGCUCUCCGAUUUCUGUGUCCCCUUUGAAAGGACACCGAGGACCCGCUGCCAUUCGCGUGCCUGCCAAACCUCCGCCGAGCCGCUGGGCUUCUCAAAAAGCAGAUUAUUGCCCUUGCCCGGGCAGUGCCAGGCAGGGCGGCGGUGUCCGGGAGCCUCCCCGCGCUCUCCGCGGCUCCUUCCCCCGGCGGGCGGGGCCGGGCCCGGGGCGGAGCCGGAGCCUCUGCGGCGCCCGGGCUUGGCUUUGUCCCCGCGGCCGGGCCGGCGCAGCGACUGGGCCCGCGGUCAAGGAAGUGAGCUCGGCCCGGCCCGGCUCGGCUCGGCUCGGCUCGGCUCGGCUCGGCUCGGCGCGGCUCGGCUCGGCUCGGCUCGGCUCGGCUCGGCCCGGCCCGGCCCGGCCCGGCCCGGCUCGGCUCGGCUCGGCUCGGCUCGGCUCGGCUCGGCCCGCUGCGCUGCCAUGGGCCAGGGCCGGCUCCCGGCCCGCCGCGGGCUCGGCUGCUGCGCGCUGCUGCUGCUGCUGCUGCUGGGCGGCUCGGGCAGCCCCGGGACACCGCCGCAGCCCCGGGGACCCUGGGCACAGGAGCCGGGAGCCGUGCCCGAGGGGGGGCCGUGGGGCAGGGGGAGGUACGAGGCCGUGAAGAAGCACUUGGGAGCCGUGGGUGCUCUCUCCAAGCAGUAUUGGCGGUACCUGGCGUGCAGGGUGUGGCAGGAGGGCUGCGAGGAGGAGGAGAAGCAGCGAGAAGAAGGCGAGGCCGGUCCCAUCCCAAGCUGGAGCUUUCCUCUGGUGGGCCAGGAUUACCUGGAGAUCCUCUCUGCCUGGUACUGCAGCUUUGGCAAGUGCUGCGAGACAGGAGACUGCAGGAUAAUCAACAACAUCACAGGGCUGGAGGCAGACCUCAGCCAGCAGCUCCACGGGCAGCACUUGGCCAAGGAGGUGGUGGUGCGGGCGGUGCGGGGCUUCCUGCAGAGCCCACGGCCACAGAAGGCUCUGGUCCUGUCCUUCCACGGCUGGUCUGGCACGGGGAAGAACUUUGUGGCUCGGAUGGUGGCCAGCCACCUGUACCGGGACGGGCUGAGGAGCGACUGUGUCAGGGUGUUCAUCUCCCUGCUGCACUUCCCGCAUCACAACUACAUGGACUCCUACAAGGCCCAGCUGCAGAGGCAGAUCAGCGAGACCCUGCAGCGCUGCACGCAGGCCCUGCUCAUCUUCGACGAGGCCGAGAAGCUGCACUCCAGCCUCCUGGAUGCCAUCAGGCCCUUCAUGGCUCAACACGACAGCAAGGGCCAGCAGAGAUCCAUCUUCCUCUUCCUCAGCAAUCUUGGUGGCAACACCAUCAACGAGGUCGCCCUGGACUUCUGGCGGGCUGGCCGGGCGCGGGAGGAGAUCUCCCUGGAGCUGCUGGAGCAGCGGCUGCGGCUGGAGCUGCAGGAGGCUGCAGAGAACAGCUAUGCCCACAGCCAGCUCCUGAGAGAGAACCUCAUCGACGCCGUGGUGCCGUUCCUGCCUCUGGAGUACCAGCACGUGAAGCUCUGCGCCCGCGACGCCUUCCUGGCCCGCGGCCUGCCCUACACAGAGGCAACGCUCGACCAGGUGGCCCAGACCAUGGUGUUUGUCCCCAAAGAGGAGAAGCUUUUCUCUGCACAGGGCUGCAAAUCCGUGCCCCAGCGCAUCAAUUAUUUCCUUCCCUGAACGCCAGGUGGGACCCCACGUGUGCUGAAGGCGGUUCUGCGCUCUGGGAGAGCUCUCCUUGCACAGGGUCAGCAGCAGGUGACCCAGCCAGGCACUUGCAUGGGGACUCAACAGAGACUGAAACCCUGUGUUACUCCCAGAGCUGUUGCAGGGAAGGAGGUGCAUCCCUUACUCCUGGGAUGUGGGGACAGCCUGUGCUUGGCUGCGUUUGGAGUCUGUCUGAUGUUCUAAGUCCCUUCUUAUAGCUGGCAGUAGCCUGAAGGAGUGGUGUGGUUCUGCUGGCAGAUGCUGUUCCACAUGAGUGGGGACUGGGAAUGUCCAAGUCCUUGGUUUGUGGCUGUGGUGAAGGGAAGCCUUGGACAGGCUGGUCCUGUUGAGACAGUGGCCAAAGCCACGUCCCUGUCCCCAGUUUUCUGUGUAACUUCGCAAGAUCAGCCAGAACUGUUCUGCUGGAGUUUUUCCCCACUGUUGCUCUCGUGCCUUUCUAAGGUGUCUGCUGCUCAGGGACACACGGGACAGGAUCACAGUCUGUGCAGGGAGAAAAGGACUGAGUAAACUCCUCUGGAGAUGCCAAAUCCAUAGCUCUCACCUUGGAGUGCCCCCUUCUCACCGGAGUCUUCCGUUGUAUGGAAGCAGUGCCGGGGUGAGGGGAACUCCUGCUGCAAUUGUUUUGCUGCAGGGUUUGGUAGAGAGCCUGUUUCCUUCACUGCAAAACCAAAAAGGGGAGAGAACUCCUCUGCCAAGGGCAAGGGACAGGUGAGGAGGAUGGUGGCUGAAGCAUUAGGCUGCAGCUGAAUGUGAGUUUUCAUGGAUGCAGCAAAAACUUGGGGUUUUUUCCUUCCUUUUUUCAUUUUUCUCUUCAGUACAUUUCAUGCUGUGGUUUUUUGGCUGGUAUCAGCAUUAUUAUUAUUAUUACUACAAGGGGCUGUUUGCUGUCUGGGCACUCGCCAGGUGAUAAGUGCAUUGCAGCAGCUCCCAAAAAAUUUCGUCAGUGUUACGGGAAUCACCCUGUGACCUCUGGGUCGAAAUUCCCUUCCAACAGGGCAGUGCUGGCGAGGAGUGGAUCAGCACCUGCCAAGGACAGGGCUUGGCUUCCCGGCCGCCCCCACGGGGGACCUUUGAUCUAUUUCAGGCUUUGACACAUUUUGCGGUGCCAGGGAUGAGCAGCGCGACCUCUGAGAAGGGCUGAGCAGAGGGACACGUCCAGCCCUGCAGGCUCCGAGUCCCUGCUGCCCUCGGGGCUCCGGUACCCAGCCAGGCUUCAAGGCAGGGACGGGCCUCAAGGCAGGGACGGGCUGGCUGCUUUCCAGUGCCCCCCAGGGCAGCUGGCUGCACCGGCUGUGUGGGGUGGGCUCCAGGCUCUGCUACAGUUCUGCUCAGGCUCUUCUGAGGCCGGGUUUAUGGUUAAUCCCAGGUGUCAGAACCCUGGGAAGCGUCAGGGGUGAUGGCUCCGGCUGGGGCCAGGAGGCUGCUGCCUCACAGGACAGCUCGGGCUGUGUUUGGUCACCUGGGCAGCUUCGCAAGCUGUUUGUUGAGGGUUAGUUGCCAAAAGGUUGUGUGCAAGCCAGGAUAAAAGCGGGAGUUUUUCUAAAUGCCAAGAAGUGUUCAGCUGCGUUAGGCUGCCACAGGCUGGGGUUGCAGGAGGUUGGUGUGGGGCUGGUUUGAGAUGGGCACAGGAGCAGCUCUGGCUGUGGCUGCCAGGGAGGAGGUGGUGCCAGUGACGAGGGCGAGGCAAGAGCUGCUCUCUGCUGGGUCACAAGUGUGUGUGUCACACCUGGGCGAGCUCUGAUCAGCCCCACAGCAGCCAGAGCUGCUCUCUGACCCCGCCAGGGCAACAGUUUGGUUCUAAAUAGAUACCGCAUAAAUAAAGAUACUGCUUUUUAUGCAA